Messenger RNA from Drosophila takahashii, 2777 nucleotides. It is a transcript of the gene oys, whose product is annotated as lysophospholipid acyltransferase 6. The record is from RefSeq and is a predicted model, not a curated record. Lineage: Eukaryota; Metazoa; Arthropoda; Insecta; Diptera; Drosophilidae. Gene Ontology annotation, cellular component: membrane. Gene Ontology annotation, molecular function: acyltransferase activity. Gene Ontology annotation, biological process: lipid modification.
GGUCACACUGUCAGAACGUCGUUUUCGAAUAUUCCAUUUUUACGCACGGGCACGGGAGAUCCGAACCGAACAGCAAAUAUUUCCAAAUUAUUGCACAAAAUUGUAAGUGAACGCGCCGCGCGCCCCUCCGCCCACUUUCGGGGACCUCGCUUUUUCGAAGGGGCCCAGAAAUACCGGGAAGUGUCCGUGAAUCGCGAAGUUUUCCCAAUGAAGCGCUGAAAUCGGAACGACCGACAGCAACAACAACGCAACAGAAAAGAAGAACGGAGACAGAAAACAGAUAGCAAAAUGCUAGAACCGCCGAAAUUCAUUGAGAAUGAUUGCUACAACGGCAGCCGGACCUUCACCUGGCUGGCGGAUAUGGUGGGGCUCUCGGUGGACUUGGUAAACUUUUUAAUUUGCCAAAUAUCGGCUCUCUUCCUGGCCUCGCUCUUCCGGUCCGUGCUGCAUCCUUCGAAGGUUUCCAGUAAACUGCGCCACACCUUCGCCCUUUCGGUUGGCCUGGCCUUUGGCUACUUUUGCUUUGGCCAGCAGGCAAUCCACAUCGCCGGACUUCCGGCAAUAUGCUACAUUGUCAUCCGCACUCAGGACCCGCGCAUCGUCCAAAGAGCCGUCCUGCUGGUGGCCAUGAGUUAUCUGCUGUGCGUGCAUCUGAUGCGGCAGCUAUACGACUAUGGAUCCUAUGCCCUGGACAUAACCGGGCCUCUAAUGAUCAUCACCCAGAAGGUGACCAGUCUGGCCUUCAGCAUUCACGACGGGUUCGUGCGUGGCGAUGAGGAACUCACCAAGGCCCAGCAGUACCACGCCAUUCGAAAAAUGCCCUCGGCUUUGGAGUACUUCUCCUACGUGUGGCACUUCCAGAGCAUUCUGGCCGGCCCUCUGGUCUUCUACAAGGAUUACAUCGAGUUCGUCGAGGGAUACAAUUUACUGAGCAGUCCAUCGGGCAACGGAAAUCUGGAGAACAACAAGAGGGAAGUUGUGCUGGAACCUUCACCUACCAAAGCGGUGAUACGUAAAGUGGUUGGCAGUCUCGUGUGUGCGUUCAUAUUCAUGAAGUUCGUAAAAAUAUAUCCCGUGAAAGAUAUGAAGGAAGACGACUUCCUAAACAACACCAGCAUGAUCUACAAGUACUGGUAUGCCAUGAUGGCUACCACCUGCAUACGCUUUAAGUAUUAUCACGCCUGGCUCCUAGCGGAUGCCAUUUGCAACAACUCAGGCCUAGGUUUCACUGGCUACGAUAAGGAUGGCAAUCCCAAGUGGGACCUGAUAUCCAAUAUCAAUGUUCUGUCGUUCGAGUUCUCGACGAACAUGCGCGAUGCCAUCAACAACUGGAACUGCGGCACCAACCGCUGGCUGCGAACGCUAGUCUACGAACGGGUUCCCAAGCAGUACGGCACGCUCCUCACCUUCGCCCUCAGCGCCGUCUGGCACGGCUUCUAUCCGGGCUACUACCUGACCUUCGCCACCGGCGCCGUCGUCGUGACGGCUGCGCGCACCGGCCGGCGACUCUUCCGCCAUCGCUUCCAGAGCACGCAGGUCACGCGAAUGUUCUACGACAUACUGACCUGCCUGAUUACUCGCGUCGUACUGGGCUACGCCACAUUCCCAUUCGUUCUGCUUGAAUUCAUGGGCAGCAUCAAAUUGUACCUGAGAUUUUAUUUGUGCCUUCACAUCAUUUCACUAGUGACCAUAUUUAUUUUACCCAAGUUUAUACGCGGCGAACGCCGCCUCCGCACGUCGAAUGGCAACGGAAACGUCCAGCCGGCGGGCAGCGGCAAUGUCAAGGAUGCGGUGACCACCAACGGGGAAUCUGCAGCAGCUUUGACCGCUGGCAAUGAUCUCAACGAGGAUAGAGAGGAGGACAAGCACGCUCAACGUAAAGUCAACACAAGCACACAUCUGCAGCCAGCUGCUACCCUACAAAACACAACUGAACAACAGCCAACCGAGCAAUCAAACAAUGUAAACCUUCGUCCACGCCCACAGCAGCUGCAGGCUCAUCUGGAGAAAAAGCCGAUGUCCAGGUGCGCCCGGGACGCGGUUAGCGUGCCCCAUGACCAGUGCGAGAUGGACCAACUGUCCAGCAAGCUGAAGGAGAAGAUCGAGGCGGAGACCAAGAACAUUGAGGAAUUUAUUGAUAAGACUGUAACCGAGACCGUCAGCGGCAUUGUGGAGUUCAAGAACGAUCUGAUGCGGGACAUCGAGUUUCCCAAGCUAAAGCUGCCCGGUAGCAACGGCGGCAUUUCAUUGGACUCCUCCACUGGCGUCGGUCUGCGCAAACGCAACAUAUCCUCUAUCCAUGACAACGGCACAGAUCCUGGCAAUGCUCCCGCUGAGGCCGAGGAGAACGGCGCCGCCUUUCUGAAGAAGGAGAUCGAGGUGAUCAAUGCGGUGGUGCAGCAGGCGGUGCCGGCAGUGCUCAGCAAUGGUCAUGCAAAAUAGUAGCAUCGACGAGCAAGUGUGAGGAGACCGAGCAAAACAACGAUGACGACGGGGCCACGGCAGGGAUUGGAGGCGGCCACGGAUCAAAAUGGGUGCUGCAAAUCUGAUUGAUUGAUUUAUAGAUACACUAAACUGAGAUUUAUCCAACACGCACACGAUAUACGCACACUACACACGCUCACUAACAAAAGAAGACACUUUUUGGUUUGAUUUUAAAUAGAGAGAGAGAGUUUUUCGUCGAUAUUCCUGAAGUACACAGAUUGUUUACACUAAAGUUAGUGUCUAAGGUGGCGGAUUAGCCAAAUAAUAAAUAAGAUACACUUGUAUAUUCGGUA